Salvelinus fontinalis (brook trout) is the source of this 1433-nucleotide messenger RNA. RefSeq names its product prostaglandin reductase 1-like. The transcript is spliced from 10 exons. NCBI's taxonomy places the organism in Eukaryota, Metazoa, Chordata, Actinopteri, Salmoniformes, Salmonidae. Gene Ontology annotation, cellular component: cytoplasm. Bases 206 to 1231 code for a protein of 341 amino acids. Gene Ontology annotation, molecular function: 2-alkenal reductase [NAD(P)H] activity; 15-oxoprostaglandin 13-reductase [NAD(P)+] activity. Gene Ontology annotation, biological process: prostaglandin metabolic process. The record is from RefSeq and is a predicted model, not a curated record.
GCACUCGGCUAGGUUCUGCAAGUCCUUUAUCUAGCUAACCUAGUGCCGUGGGAUAAAUGUGAAUUUUGCUAUUCUAAAUAGCAGCCUACUGUAGGCUACUAUAGUACUGCAAAUCAAUGCAUGCUUGUUUUUGCUGGCACAAUACUCUUUACUGCACAGACUGCCGUGGCCAUGCUUACCAGCUGAUCGACAAUCUUUGAAUAACAUGCGUCCUUUGUUGAAUUGUCCAAAGCAAAGAGCCAUGGUUCAAUCCAAGACCUGGGUCCUGGCCCGUCACUUUGAAGGCUUCCCGGAGGACAGCAACUUUCAGCUGAAGCUGGAGCAGCUGCCAGAGCCUAAAGAUGGAGAGGUGCUUCUCGAGGCACUGUUUCUCAGUGUGGAUCCAUACAUGAGACCGUUCAGCCGACUGCGUAUGAAAGAGGGGGGAGUGAUGAUCGGAACUCAAGUGGCCAAGGUGAUCCAGAGCAACAACUCAACCUUCCCAAUUGGGUGCCAUGUGGUUGGUAGAUGCGGCUGGAGGACACACACUGUGUCUGAUGGGACAGGCCUGACACGCCUUCUGUCUGACUGGCCACAGGAGGUCCCCAUGUCCCUGGCUCUGGGGGCCAUCGGCAUGCCUGGGUUAACAGCCCUGUACGGUCUGGAGGAGGUGCUGGGGCUGCAAGCUGGCGACACCCUCCUGGUGAACGCUGCAGCUGGGGCCGUGGGCUCCGCUGUGGGCCAGAUCGCUAAGAUCAAGGGCUGCAGGGUGGUGGGCUCCACCGGGUCUGACGCCAAGGUGGCCUUCCUCAAGGAGCUGGGCUUCGAUGAGGCCUUCAACUACAAAACAGUCAGCUCUCUGGAGGAGGCCCUGAAGACUGCCUCACCUGACGGAUACCACUGCUUCUUUGAGAACGUGGGAGGCCCUUUCUCUAGUGUGGCCAUCCCUCAGAUGAAGGAGUUUGGAAGGAUAGCCUUGUGCGGGGGCAUCUCAACAUACAAUGACACCACUCCACAAACAGGUCCCUACCCCCAGCUGACCAUGAUCUUUAAGCAGCUGAAGAUGGAGGGCUUCCUGGUGGGCAGGUGGGAGCAUAAGAACCAAGAGGCUCUGAGGAGACUGAUGGCCUGGAAGAGGGAGGGGAAACUGCAGUGUCGUGAGCAUGUCACUGAAGGCUUUGAGAACAUGCCUGCUGCCUUUAUGGGAAUGCUGCAGGGAGACAAUAUUGGAAAAGCCAUUGUUAAAGUUUAGAUGGCUUCAAUGGAUACUCUAUCAUAGAAUUAGAAUUCAUGGAACAUUCCCAUAGGAACGCCAAACUAUAACCAUGACAUUGCAUUCUGGAAUCAUUUUUCUAUAGUGCAUUCAUAGCACAACCUUAUUAUGCAUUCACAUCAUAGUCCGUCCUAGAAUCCAAAUGUUUACUUUGUAUGAAGUAUUAAAGUCUUUUUAUGGC